UUUUGUGAUGUGAUGUAAAGUUUUUGAGAGGUUGCGAAUAUUGAUUUCACAAAAACACCGACCUCCCCCUCCAUUUCGGUCCAUCCCCGGUUUCUUUCAUACAAUCGUCAAAACAGGUCUCAAGCCCGCAUGCCCCUCAGGCCAUGUUCUUCUCCUCCUUGAUUUGAAUACCCACGAAGAGUUUGUCACGUAUCUGGGUGUUGAAGCCAAGAGGGGAGAGAAGGGACGCUUCGUUUCAUUUUUCUUACGGGGUUGAAGGGAACGGCCGGACAUGGCCACGAAGGGACUCGUUGUUUACCUGAUGUCUGGCUUCGCUCUCGUGAUUGUCUCUGCGUUUUUCCUCGCCAAUGGAACGCGCGACGAUGCGAAAAAGAGUCCUCUCGUUUUGUUGCCUUCGACCCUGCGCGGAUCGGACACCGAGAAAGUCUGGCCGGAAUUGGAAUUUGGGUGGAGGGUGGUGGUGGCCACGGUGAUAGGGUUUCUGGGGUCGGCGUGCGGGACGGUGGGCGGCGUCGGGGGCGGUGGCAUUUUCGUGCCGAUGCUCACUCUCGUGGUCGGGUUCGAUACCAAGUCCGCUGCUGCCAUCUCCAAGUGUAUGAUAAUGGGGGCAUCCACAUCGUCGGUCUGGUACAACCUGAGAGUGCCCCAUCCGAUGAGGGAAGUGCCCAUCAUAGACUAUGAUCUGGCCCUUCUGUUCCAGCCCAUGCUCAUGGUCGGUAUCACCGUCGGUGUGGCGCUCAGCGUGGUCUUCCCUUACUGGCUCAUCACCGUCUUAAUCAUCAUACUCUUUCUAGGAACCUCGUCAAGGUCCUUCUUCAAGGGGGUUGAGAUGUGGAAGGAGGAAACAAUCCUGAAGAAAGAAUUGGCCCAGCAGCAAGCGACUCUCGUGAACUCUCAUGGUGAACUUCUCAUCGAUACACAGUAUGAUCUGCUCAUUCCAAGAGAAGAGAAAACGGAAUGGCAAAUAUUGUGUCUGAACCUUAGGUGGAAAAGGACUUUGAUACUAGUCCUUGUCUGGGUUGCUUUCCUGCUUCUUCAGGUCAUCAAGAAUAAUCUAGCAGUCUGUAGUGCAUGGUACUGGGUGCUCUUCUGCUUGCAGUUCCCAGUCGCAAUGGCUGUAUUUGGAUAUGAAGCAGUGAAAUUGUACAGAGAGCACAAAAAGAGAAUGUGCACCGGCAACACUGAAGCCAUAUGUGAGGCCACGAUCCAGUGGACAGCAGUGCACAUUCUGUUCUGCGCACUCUGCGGCAUCUUAGGAGGCUGUGUUGGGGGUCUUCUGGGUUCGGGUGGUGGAUUCAUUCUAGGGCCGCUUCUCCUCGAGAUUGGAGUCAUUCCUCAGGUUGCUAGCGCGACGGCGACAUUCGUGAUGAUGUUCUCGUCAUCCUUGUCUGUGGUGGAAUUCUACCUGCUUAAGAGAUUUCCAAUCCCUUACGCGCUUUAUCUCAUGUCAGUUUCGAUACUGGCCGGUUUCUGGGGACAAUACUUUGUAAGGAAACUCAUAACGUUCUUGGGAAGAGCUUCCCUCAUCGUAUUCAUCCUCUCUGGUGUCAUCUUUGCUAGUGCCAUCACCAUGGGGGUCGUUGGCAUUCGGAAGAGCAUUGUGAUGAUUGAGAAUCACGAGUUCAUGGGAUUCUUGAGCUUUUGCAGUAGUCAGUGAAAGACCAUUGGAUCCAAGUGUUGGCCAAUUCCUAGUUGACCAACCUAGGCAAAAUAAUAUACCAACAAUAAAAGCUGUCAAGCUUAAUGUAGGGUUAGCUCCUGGCUAACACCACUCAUUCUUGGAUGUGUUCUUUCUGCUGUCUCCAGAUUGGUUCGUGGGCUUUUAGGUUUCUUUGCCUCGUAUAUUGGAUCGGUUUUAGCUUUUUUAGGGAACAUGGUAAUAAAGAUUAGAAAGAUGCAAAUUGCAUCUCUUUCUAUGCAUUAUUUCUGUA
Molecule: messenger RNA, 1931 nt
Organism: Rhodamnia argentea
Lineage: Eukaryota; Viridiplantae; Streptophyta; Magnoliopsida; Myrtales; Myrtaceae
Product: sulfite exporter TauE/SafE family protein 4
Exons: 12
Coding region: 272-1657 (461 amino acids)
Biological process (GO): protein ubiquitination
Cellular component (GO): Cul4A-RING E3 ubiquitin ligase complex; membrane
Source: RefSeq, a predicted model, not a curated record